Molecule: messenger RNA, 1047 nt
Organism: Hydra vulgaris (swiftwater hydra)
Lineage: Eukaryota; Metazoa; Cnidaria; Hydrozoa; Anthoathecata; Hydridae
Molecular function (GO): protein binding
Source: RefSeq, a predicted model, not a curated record
AUGGAACAAAGUCACGGAGUUCGCCAUGAAAGUUUGACAAGUAUAGAGGUUGGUAUUCAUUCUAAUGAUACAGAAACUUGCAAAGAAACCCAUCAUCCAUUAAUGGUUACAAAAAAUAAUAUUGCUCUCUGUUUUUCCAAAAUGGGAAAGUAUGAAAAGGCUUUAGAAGUUUACUAUUCUGUUGAAAAAAUACAAACUGAAAUUUUUGGAGUCGAUAUUCCAUCAACAAAUAAUUCAUUGUUAUGUGACAUUUCUUUGUGUAUCGACACACAAAAUCAAAUUGGAAGUUGUUUAUACGAAAUGGGAAAAUAUGAUAAAGCAAUAGAAAUUUAUUAUUCCGUUGAAAAAGCUCAAAGUGAAAUUUUAGGAACCAAUCACGCAUCAACAUUAGCAACAAAAAAUAAUAUAGGAAACUGUUUUUACGGAAUGGAAAAGUAUAGCGAAGCCUUAGAAGUUUAUUAUUCCGUUGAUAAAACAAAAACAAUAACUUUGCCAAUCAACCACCCAUCAACAUUAAUUACAAAAAACAACGUCGGAAGUUGUUUUUACAAAAUGGGAAAAUAUCAUAAAGCUUUAGAAGUGUAUCGUUUUUUGGAUAAAAUGCAAACUAAAACUUUAGGAAUAAGAAACCCUUCAACAAUGGCGACAAAAAACAACUGCGGACUUUGUUUGUUUAAACUAGGAAAAUAUGAAGAAGCGUUGAAAAUUUAUUACCUUCUUGAUAAAACUCAAACUGAAUGUUUCGGAGUCAGUCAUCCAUUGACAAUUAACACAAAAAGUAAUAUCGGAUGUAAUUUAUACUUAUUAGGGAAAUAUAACGAAGCUUUAGAAGUUUAUAAUUCUAUUGAAAAGAUACAAAACGGAAUUUUAGAAGUCGAUCAUCCAUCAGUAAUGAGUGUAAAAAACUAUAUUGGUUGUUGUUUGUACAAAAUGGGAAAAUAUAACGAAGCUUUAGAAAUUUAUCACGUAGUUGAUAAAGUGCAAACCGAAUUUUUUUCAAAAAAGUUAUUGAAAAAUAAUCAUGAAGUUAUAUUAAUUGAUGAUUAA